CUGCGUGUAGCCAUUUUCGCGUUUCUCCGUGAAUUUUGCGUUCCCGCAAGAAGUUCCAAAAAGUUUGCAAAAGGGACACUGUUGGGUGUCAUUGAUGUUAUCGCCCGCGAGUGAGACGCAUCAGUAAAUAGUGUGUGCUACUGUUUUAUGCGUAGGCUGGCGCAUAACGGUGAGACAACAGGAGGCGGUGGCGGCGAGACGUCUCCCGAGAGAUCACCGGAAGACGAGGCCUCUUGCUGGUGGACUUCCUGGACGACUAUGGGCUGCUUCGGUUCGGCGGGGAGCAAGCAAACGGACGCCGGUGGCUCUGAGGAUUCCAAGAGUCAGAAGAGACGCAGUGAUGCCAUAACGAAGCAACUGCAGAAGGACAAGCAGGUGUACAGGGCGACACACAGACUCCUACUCCUGGGCGCCGGUGAGUCCGGCAAGUCGACUAUUGUGAAGCAAAUGCGAAUUCUACAUGACGCCAAUGGGUUUUCCGAUCGUGAGCGGAAGCAGAAGAUUGAGGAUAUCAAAAAGAAUAUUCGUGAUGCCAUCUUGACGAUAACCGGAGCCAUGAGCACACUAAAUCCGCCGAUUCAAUUAGAGAGGCCCGAGAAUCAAGCAAGGGUUGAUUAUAUUCAGGAUGUGGCAUCAAAUCCGGAUUUCAACUAUCCACCAGAGUUUUAUGAGCACACAGAGCAUCUCUGGAAAGACCGUGGUGUUCAACAAACAUUCGAACGUUCGAAUGAAUAUCAGCUAAUCGAUUGCGCUCAAUAUUUUCUUGAUCGUGUAAGUGUAAUAAAGCAGCCGAAUUAUAGUCCAACAGAGCAGGAUAUUUUGAGGUGUCGUGUCCUGACCUCGGGCAUUUUUGAAACAAGAUUUCAAGUUGAUAAGGUCAAUUUCCAUAUGUUUGAUGUCGGUGGUCAGCGAGAUGAGAGACGCAAGUGGAUUCAGUGCUUCAAUGAUGUUACUGCAAUUAUUUUCGUAACAGCCUGCUCGAGCUACAACAUGGUGCUGCGUGAAGAUCCAACACAGAAUCGCCUGCGGGAGUCCCUUGAUUUAUUUAAGAGUAUUUGGAAUAAUAGAUGGUUGCGUACAAUUUCCGUGAUCCUCUUCUUGAAUAAGCAAGAUUUAUUAGCAGAGAAAAUUAAAGCGGGGAAAAGUAAAUUGCAGGAGUAUUUCGCAGAAUUCACCAGAUAUCAAACUCCGGCUGAUGCAAUUGCUGAGCCCGGAGACGAGCCAGAAGUAAUUAGAGCCAAAUAUUUCAUCAGAGAUGAGUUUUUGCGCAUAUCAACUGCUAGUGGCGACGGAAAGCACUAUUGCUAUCCCCAUUUCACAUGCGCUGUCGACACGGAAAAUAUACGGCGAGUGUUUAACGAUUGCAGAGACAUCAUUCAAAGAAUGCACCUCCGGCAAUAUGAGCUUUUAUAGAUCUUAUUAGUAACGGAACUUUUUGUCGUCGCCAUUCUACUGUAUUAUGUUAACAGUUUUCUUUUACUAGUGAGAGAAAGAGUGGUGGAAGUGAGGAAAAAAGUGUUCUAAUUUGUGGAAAUGUGUGGAGAAGCAGUGAGGAUUUUUCAUAGGUAUAAAAUGCAUCCAUCACAUCUGAUAGAGUCUUCAAAGAGAAGAAGAGGCAAAAGUAUAGGAGAGUUAGGAGGAAAUGUAUGAAAGUAAAUUCAUUGAACCAUUCACAUUGCGUUGCAAAAGGAGUCAAAGAUUGAGGGAUGACGAGGAUGAGAGACACCAAAUCAAAUCACAUAAAGCAGCACACAGUGAACACACAUUGAUACACACAAGAAACUAGCCAAAUAAGGUAUGAAAUACACAUUAAAAAUUUAAUUAUUUAAAAAAAAA
Molecule: messenger RNA, 1836 nt
Organism: Phlebotomus argentipes
Lineage: Eukaryota; Metazoa; Arthropoda; Insecta; Diptera; Psychodidae
Gene: Galphas
Product: guanine nucleotide-binding protein G(s) subunit alpha
Exons: 10
Coding region: 148-1413 (421 amino acids)
Biological process (GO): sensory perception of chemical stimulus; adenylate cyclase-activating dopamine receptor signaling pathway
Cellular component (GO): heterotrimeric G-protein complex
Molecular function (GO): G protein-coupled receptor binding; GTPase activity; G-protein beta/gamma-subunit complex binding
Source: RefSeq, a predicted model, not a curated record